ACAUUUUUGUCUUUCUGAAACCACAAACUUAACCAGCUUCCUCUGCUGUUGCCAUUAGCAAUGUGCAUGUGUCUGUGAAGCAAUACAGACCGUUGAGUGAUGAUGGUUACUGCACAUACACAACUGCUGUUAAGUCUCUGAGCAGCUCCUUUUGCUACACUCUUCAUUUGCUCUUGCAGCUGCAGGAAGUUGAGCAACUCAGCCCACAAGUGUGCCACAGAAAUACACCCAGAACAAGAUAAGGACCAGAGAGUACCUAGACCAUUACUAGCUCUUUUUGGAUCCAGAGAGCGAGUGUCAGAAGUGUCAGAAGAGCAUCAGAGUCAAGCUGAAGUUGGCAGGUCUCUUCCUCCUCCCUGGAUUACAAACAGAUUUAUACCAGCUUGUAUAAUGACAGUAUGAAAAUACAGCCUGUCAUUACAAGCAAAAAGAAAUAAACAUUUUUAAACAAGUUGCUGAAAAUGUUAGCAACCAGCCUUCGGUUCCUACUGUAAUGAAUACACGGUGUGGCACUCAGCGUCAUUUAAAAGCAUGAGUUUGCAUAGUGGAACUUUUGUACGUCAGUUUUCUGAAUCAGACACUGCUAGCAGCCCAACCGAAGGUGCAGAAUCACCCAAUGGAACAGAAGCACAAAGUCAUAGCCAGUCAUCUGUAAAGCCUUUUGGCUCUGCAGCUGCUAAAUUCAAAAUCCGCUCUGCUAAAUCACUCACUACCAAGGACCUCAGGACAAAAAGCUUUGUUUUCGAGGGUGGAAAAGUUGAAGACUCAAGCCAGAAAAGUGAUCCUAGUGAGGACCUCAACAAAGCCAGUAUUUCUUCUGCUAGUUAUACCCACACUAACACUGAUGACAAAGAGACUGGAAAAACUUUAAGUAAGGAUACACGCAAGGACUCAACCCUUCCUAUCGUUUCUGAAAAGGGUGAUGUGAGCGCUACGAAGUUAAACACUCAGGAAGACAAGAGUCCGGCAGCAAGUGGCAAGAGCAGAGGAGAUGAGUUGAGGAGAUUUUAUCAGACAAACAAAAGCAAAAGCUUAGACUGGAGAGCAGGAUGUGGCAGCAGAACUGGGAUGACUAGUGGGACCAGAGAUAGUUUAGAGAGAACGGUGACUUCACACAAGCAAGAGAAUCAACCAAGUAGUGUUUCAUGGAGGAUUCAGACUUACAGUGCAGCCAAUCAAGGCAGUCAGACUGUUGACAGAAAGGCUCACCAAAUCUCUGGAUCUACUUCUGUGAGGAUGAACCGGGUAAAUUUUGCUCUGGAUCGGACAAACAGUGGCCAGUCGCUCCCAUCCAGAUUGAAGCCAAGACUGAGCCAAGGUUCUGUUGGAGAAGGUAGCGGUCUCUGGGCACAGCAACAAGGUGAAGCAAAUCUUGACCAGACUGACAGCAAAAUAGGAUCCAGGGCCAAAGAGCAAGGGUCUUCUAAUGCUGAGGAAUUAACUGGAAAUCAAACAAUAACGGAAAGAAUUGCAAAACUGUUUGGGGGAGAUGCCAACUCUGAUGGACACGCGAAGGAUUCAGUCAGACUAAAACGCAGCAAUACUGUAAGUUCUGAUCAAUCAAACACGGUGGACUCUACUCCAAAUCACAGAAAAUACACUACCGACUAUGUGUUUGGAGGUACUUCAGAUAGUACUGACAGCCAACAGGGGAAACCUGCUUACAAUAUAGAAAAAGCUGGAACAUUCCCUAGAGGGUUUUCAAAACCUUACUUUGGUCCGAAGCAAGAACCCUCCACCGACAUGGAGAAUAGAAAUGAUCAAAGGAACAAUUCCUCUGGAUUACAUUUUUCAGUGUCAACAAAGCCUAAAUGGAGUACAGAAACAUCUUCUGUCAAAACAGCUCAGUCACUUCUGCCUGAAGACAAUGAAGAGACAAGCAAAGCAGGGCUUACAGGGUCUCCAAAGUAUUGUAGCCAGUCCUUAGAAAGGACCAGGAGUAGACUGGCAGCAACUAGGAACCAGUCUGCAAGUUCAGACAGUAAUUCAAGCAUCUCUAGCGAGGGUGUCAAACACUUGUUUACCACUUAUGGAGGAAUCAAGGAGGAAAUUGGAACAGAUAAACAAUCAGAUAAAAAGACUACAAAAAGACCGGACAUCGAAAACAAGUAUGUUGGUGGUUUGCAAGAUGGCACCACCCAGCCCAAAUACCCACUAGCAGCACACAAUGAAAUCCAUAAAGAGGAAGAGAAAGAUAAUGUCUUCACAGGUAAAACUGAAGGAAGGAGAGGAGAAGGUGUGCUAGAAAAGGCACGAUUGCCGUCCUUAGAAUCUGUGAAGAAUACAAUCAGCAUGUUUGAAUCUUUGGCUCGACAAAGCAAAAGCACACCGGAGAUUCUUCGCAUGAGGAGGGUCUUAUCUGUACCAGAGCACCCCAAGCCCCCGGCUCUACUGAAGAAGAGUGAUUCUGAUAAAAGUCUACAUUUUCGAAGUGUUCUAUGGGACACGGAAAGCCUAAGAACAAAUUUCUUUAGCAAAAGUGAUUCUAAUGAGGAGAGUGAGACUCCUCAUUCAAAUUCCAUAGUCAAAGUAAGACCAACAUUAGAGCAACAUCAGGAGACGUACAAAAAGAGUGUUGAGCCUGCUCCAGCACUAAAACAAAUGAAAGAAUCAAGAACUGACCAAGUUAUCAGCAAGAGAGAUGAAGAUGAAAGGAGGACUGUGAAUAAAAAACACAUGGAUGAACCAGAUUCUACCAUCACUUCCAACUCAGAGUUUAGAAACAUAGGGGAAAUGGAAGAAAAACCGCUUCCCAUCCCAUCAGUCUCUCAACAGUCAAAUGUCAAAAGUUUAUUAAAGCAGAAGUCAAUUAAUGUAAAAAUAUUUGAUGAUGAUGAUGGUGAUGGUGAUGAUGAUGUUGAUAAUGAAAACACACCAACUAACUCACCUGAUAGAGCCCCUCUCACAGUUAACAUUGAAAACCAGAGUAGCCCCGGAACCGUAACAGUCAAUGGUACCUAUCCCAAAGUGCCGCCUAAUAAUGUUCAAAGUUCUUCUCCUAUAAAGACAACAUAUUCCUCACUCAAUAAUUCUAAUAAUAACAACUAUGAAAUAACAAGCAAGGAUUUGACCACAGUGACACCUAGCAUGGCUAGGUGGAGCUCUGAUGAAGAAGAAUAUGAUGAUGAUGAUGAAGAAACAGACACAGAAGAAGACUCUGACUCAGGAGAGUCAUCUGUGACCAUCACAAGCAACAUGAGCCAAUCAGAUCGCAAAAGUUUCUCUCUGAGUCUUACAGAACUAUGCAGUUAUGGUGGGGUGGACUACAAAUCAUCAGAUGGAUGGUUGUCAGAGGAUGAUGAAGAAUUGCCAUCCAGACGCACUGCGUCCUUGAGCUCAGACAUCUCAGCCUUCUCUUCUGUGACUCUGCUGAGCACUGAUGAACUGGAUCGUUUACUGGAUGACGUCAGGGGUUUGGGAGAUGAAACUCUGCAGAAAUAUGAAGAUGUGCAAGUGGUUGUGUUACACAAGGAAGUGGGGAGUGGCUUAGGAUUUACCUUGGCAGGUGGAGUGGAUCAGAAUAAACCGGUCACGGUCCACCGAGUGAUACCAGGUGGAGUAGCAGCACAGGAAGGCUCUAUCUUUGAGGGAGCUCAGGUGCUGUCAAUCAAUGGCUCUGCCCUGCAGAACUCCGCCCAUUGGGAGGCUCUGCGUAUAUUGAGGAAAGCAAGAGGGCAGGGCAUGGCCGUCGUUGUCCUUCAGAGCGGGAACAGCAGAAAGGAAGCCAAUGAAAGAACAGGAAUCACUGGCAGCAAAGUCCGUGUGAUUCUGAACAAGUCCAGCUCUGAUCUUGGCUUCAGUUUGGAAGGGGGAGUGGGAUCCAGCUCAGGAGACAAACCCCUCACUGUACAAAAAAUAUUCCGUGGUGGACCAGCCAAUGAAGUGUUUCCUGGAGAUGAGUUGUUAGAGGUGCAAGGUCAGAGUUUGGUGGGCAUGAUGCGUCUUGAGGCUUGGAACCUCAUAAAGAAACUGCCCUCUGGUCCAGUGGAGGUCUUACUACACCGUCCUCAUCAGCCACGUUGAAGACCUUUACUUUCCAUCUUGCACUUCACUUCAAUUUAAACACUGUUUUUUUUUAUAAGGAUUUUGCUGUUACAGGUUCUGUGAAGUUGUAUUCUUGCAAAUGUUAAGUUCUGCAUUAACGAAAUAUCAUGCAUCAUAGUGUUUUGAAUUUUUUGUUUUUAUUAUUAUUUGUUUUUUUUGUUUUUUUACUGAUGAUAGAUAACUACUGUAUGAAGUAAUACUGCCAAAAUUAAGGGCAUAAAAGCACUGGAGGCCAGGAGGUCAUUUUUUAUCAUUUAUUUUUAAUAAUGGUUAAGCUCUCACAUUAUGUAACUAUUAAUGUAAUAACUGCACAACCAGUCGUUAUAAGGAGCCAUUAUAUAUUUUUAUUUUUAUGAUACUAUGUAUAUGUGUAUAUGUUGUCUGUACAGCACAAAUCCGUCCCAAUUAAAUUUUUUCAUAUUA
Labeo rohita (rohu) is the source of this 4467-nucleotide messenger RNA. RefSeq lists its product as uncharacterized. The record is from RefSeq and is a predicted model, not a curated record. The transcript has 8 exons. Gene Ontology annotation, biological process: leukocyte chemotaxis; induction of positive chemotaxis. NCBI's taxonomy places the organism in Eukaryota, Metazoa, Chordata, Actinopteri, Cypriniformes, Cyprinidae. Gene Ontology annotation, molecular function: cytokine activity; CD4 receptor binding. Bases 532 to 4023 code for a protein of 1163 amino acids.